AUGAAGCUGAACAUCUCUUUCCCAGCUACUGGCUGCCAGAAACUCAUUGAAGUGGAAGAUGAAUGCCAACUUCGUACCUUUUAUGAGAAGCGUAUGACCUGCUAUAGACCAAGGAGGACUGGAGAAAGAAAGCGCAAAUCUGUUCGGGGUUGCAUUGUGGAUGCCAAUCUCAGUGUUCUCAACUUGGUCAUUGUACAAAAGGGGGAGAAGGAUAUUCCUGGACUCACUGAUACUACUGUGCCUUGUCGCCUGGGGCCCAAAAGAGCCAGCAGAAUCCACAAACUUUUCAAUCUCUCUAAAGAAGAUGAUGUCCGCCAGUAUGUUGUGAGAAAGCCCCUAAACAAAGAAGGUAAGAAACCUAGAACCAAAGCACCUAAGAUUCAGCGUCUUGUUACUCCACGUGUCCUCCAGCACAAAUGGCGGCAUAUUGCUUUGAAGAAGCAGUGCACUAAGAAAAAUAAGGAAGAGGCUGCAGAAUAUGCUAAACUUUUGGCCAAGAGAAUGAAGGAGGUCAAAGAAAAACGCCAGGAACAGAUUGUCGAGAGAUGGAGGCUGUCCUCUCUGAGAGCUUGUACCUCUGAGUCCAGUCAAAAAUGA
Messenger RNA from Zalophus californianus (California sea lion), 597 nucleotides. Its product is annotated as 40S ribosomal protein S6-like. NCBI's taxonomy places the organism in Eukaryota, Metazoa, Chordata, Mammalia, Carnivora, Otariidae. Bases 1 to 597 code for a protein of 198 amino acids. Gene Ontology annotation, molecular function: structural constituent of ribosome. The record is from RefSeq and is a predicted model, not a curated record. The transcript has a single exon. Gene Ontology annotation, cellular component: ribosome. Gene Ontology annotation, biological process: translation.